AUGAGCGACUUCAUUGAAGGACAGCCCAUCUCGAAGCUGCCACAGACUCUCCAGGAUGCAGUGCGCAUUUCUCACAAUCUUGGCUUCAAGUUUAUCUGGAUUGACGCCCUCUGCAUCGUUCAAGAUGACGAAAAUGACUGGGUGGAACAGUCGGCCCUAAUGGCGGACAUAUACCGACAUAGUAGCCUCAACUUGUGCGCCGCGGAUUCAGCAGGUUGUGGUUCAGGAAUUGUGGAAAUGGCAGCGCCGCACUUGAUGGAAAUUGCUGCUGCAACGACUCAAUUCACGGAUGCUGGUUUGAGGGAAACAGUCGUUCUCGUAGGAGGCCCCAUCUCCAGGUACGUUAUCGACUGGAGUGGAUGUGGGCUUCUGUCCAGGGGAUGGGUCUUCCAGGAGGGCCUCUGCUCCCCUCGUGGCCUCUAUGUUAGCCGUCGGCACGGCUUGUUGUGGGACUGCGGAACGAUGAUCGAUAUGAUUGACAGCGAUGAGUCUAUACUAACUGGGGAUGCUGAUCAUGCCUUUAACCCACGAAACGAAAGGCGGUCCUUUUUGUCUCUUACGAAGCUUCCGAAGCAUGACUCCAUGGCAGCCCGAAACUUCUCUUUCACCUGGUAUGACUGGAUUAGGGAGUUCACAUCGAGAUACCUCACGCGAAAAACAGAUCGGCUACCUGCCGUAGCGGGCAUGGCCUCUUAUGUCGCCUCGCUGUCGGGAAUGAAGUAUAAGGCCGGAUUGUGGGAGGAGGACAUUCUACGCGGAUUGAUGUGGCGCGGCGCACCUACUUGGAGCUGGGCCUCGAUCAACGGGCCAGUCUGCUACGACGAGUUCUUUAACAUGCUUGUUAACAAACGCGGGAAGAUUGACCAUCAUGCUGAGCUGGACCUUGAGAUCACGGAUACAAUCAUCGAAGAAGAGCAGGCAGGUACAUUUGGGAAUGUACGGCGCGGAGAGAUCAAGGCCUCUGGCGUCUUGAAGCACGCGGCUACUAUGCUGCUGAGGGAACAAUGGGAGCCAAAAUGGGGAUUCGAUAUACAGCCUACAGAACCAGAAGCUGACGUCCUUGAACACUGCCAAGUACUUCGACUCGCGAGAGUCUAUCGGGAUAAGCAGUACACCUCCCCGGUUGUCUAUUUUCUGAUCAUCCGGAAAACAGGUCGGCGCGAAAAUGAAUACCAGCGCGUCGGCCAGGGGCGUAUCGAGCUAGAAUACGACCAACACCCGAAUCGAUUACGUUUCUCUUUCAGGGAAUGGGAAAGCCCAAAGCUCAAGCCAAGCCCCUCAGAGGAGAAUAUGUGGGGGGAGCCUGAGAAAGUUGUAAUGGUUCUUGUUUAA
Fusarium musae is the source of this 1332-nucleotide messenger RNA. RefSeq lists its product as uncharacterized. NCBI's taxonomy places the organism in Eukaryota, Fungi, Ascomycota, Sordariomycetes, Hypocreales, Nectriaceae. The record is from RefSeq and is a predicted model, not a curated record. Bases 1 to 1332 code for a protein of 443 amino acids. The transcript is spliced from 2 exons.